Molecule: messenger RNA, 3483 nt
Organism: Thelazia callipaeda (thelaziosis nematode)
Lineage: Eukaryota; Metazoa; Nematoda; Chromadorea; Rhabditida; Thelaziidae
Source: the annotation of a GenBank genome assembly
AUGCCACGACGACGAACGCGUAAGCCAAAUCUUGAUGAAGAUGAUCUUGACAGUGAGAUUGAUAGAACAUUUGAUGCAUUGGAAAAAGAUGAUGCAAAAAAACGACACAGCUCGCGUCGCGUUUCAGCUGUGUUACGCACCCAAAAAGAUGAAGAUGAAGAACGGCAGAAAAUUUUAAUGGACAUGAAUGCACGAGCUAAUGAGAAAGAGAAUCCUGCAAAAAAUGAACGUGUAUUAGAAGCUAUGAAAAUUGCUGUGACAAAAGCUAAGCAGUUGGCGGCACGUGCGUUUCAAGAAGACCUUAUUGAUAGGUUACCGAUGGUUGUAGAAAAGGAACCAUUACAACAAGCAGGGUCAUUACUUGAUGCAAGUGCUCGAAUAUAUUCUUUUCGAGUUGAUGCUACUCAUUCAGAAGCAUAUGAUGUUCGUGCCAAGUUAGGUAAAAGCUCUCUAAGUGAGAAUAAAAAAGAUUCAAGUGAUGGAGCAGAUGAUGAUGGUAAUGGAAAAAUGAAUUCAGAUGAUGAUGAAGCUGAGAAGAAAAGUAGUAAAGAUAAAACAAAGAAGAAAAAAGGAAUUGAUGAAGGAAGCGAUUCAGACAUUGAUUUGGAGGGUGAAUUAGAAAAAACUGAUAUCUAUGAUGCUGAGGAUCUUCCAGUUUAUUUUGAUGAUGUAGCUUCCGGGACAGAAGAUGAAAAUAUGGUGUGGGAACGAACUGAAAUACUGAAAAAAUUUAAAGAAAAAUAUGAUAAAUCUCAUGAAAGCUGUAUCAACAGACGAUCGAAGAUAUCGAUGGUUGUAUAUGAUCCAUCCGAACUAAAUGAUACUGAAACAGGUGCCGAGUUUUGUAGUCAUUUGUAUAAUAAAGCAACUCACAAUUUUGAUGAAGGAUCAUCUAGCGGCCUUUUGAUGCAAAAUGCCAUUACGAGCAGAUGCGGUCGUCAUUACAUGUUGCACAAUAGUUGUCGAUGCACUCGAAAUAUAUGGAAUGAAAAAAUUGAGGGGGAAAAUUUACACGAAAUUUGGAGUGGUAUUGAAGAUGCUGAGAGACUCGCACCAUUGAAUAUUCCUAAUUCCAGUGUAACUAGUAGUCUACGCGAAGAACAUAUAUGUCGGAAUGCAACUACUAGUCAAGAAACAACUUUUAUGGACGCAGCGGUAACUGCUUCUAGUAAUAUGCAAUCUAUUCAAAAAGUUGUGGAAACUGUUCUGAACGAAGCACUUCUCGAAAGUGGUAGUGAGGAAUUAUUUCGGUGGAGGAAGCAUUUGCAAAAGAAGCUUGGCAUGGAUUCUGGACAGUUCAUUGCUUUAUUGGCUCAUUCUUUACGAGAUUUGGAUCCUUUCAUUCGGCAUAGUUUUAUUAGGCAAUCUCUGAUUCCGGUCAGGAAAUCAUAUAUCAGCAGAAUUGCAGACUCAAAAAGUGGCUUGACGUAUGCACCAAUAGCAGACGAUUUAGAACCUUUCGAAGAGUCUAUGUGUUGGAAAGUGUACCGCAUGAGAUGGGUUGAAAUGGAAAAUGAAAAACGAUCGCAAGUUUUGAAAGCAUUACCUGGAGAAAAUCCAGAAUUCAAUUACUUUUUCGCUCGAUCAGCCGAACAGCUGUUUGCUGAAACUGAUAAUAUUCUUGGUAACUUACCUGUGUUCCGCAGCAUAAUUGCUAUUGAAGUCCCACGAAAUGAUAGUAGAAUAGCAAAUGAUGAUCAAAAAGCUUUGGCUGGAGUACUAGAUGCAUUUCGUAUUGGUCGGGGGGAAAGUCUCUUCAAGAAGAAAGGCGAUGAAUUUGGGAGAAAAAUUGCUCAGAUUCCUAUAGCAACACAAUUUAAAAGAAUGGAGCAACAAGCUCUUGUGGAAUGCGAGAAUUCUAUUCCCAAUGAGCAUUCAAGGUCAGUAGUGUGUGAAUCGGCUAACAAUGCGAAAAAUCCAAGUCGUAUAGAGGAUAAUGAUUGCGUACUAGAUGUAGGCGGUUUCAAUACAAGUUUUGAUAAUGAACUUGAAAUAGAUGCAGAAGUUGCAUUAUCACAUUCAGUAGGUGCGCAGCCAGUCACCGAUGAUGACCAGUCAAUAGUUUCGAAACAGGAUUGGGCGGAGAAAUUAGAAGGUGUACAUGCUGAAAACGUUUUGAAAGGCGAGCGUACAGAUGCCCAUUCAACUUAUGGAGACUUGCAUUACGUUGACGAAAAACGAGUCGCAAAUAUGGCAUAUUCUAUUGUAAAUGAUGAGGCACACUGGAAAAGACGAAAGCUGGACAGAGGAGAAGAAGUUAUCAUUCCAAAGGAGAGAACAGCGGGAAAAGUGGAGAAAGUAGAACGGAAGAAAGCUAAAAAAGAAGAAAAAAAUCCGUUCGAAAUUGGUGAUUUUGAUAGUAUGCCUCUUGCUGUCAUUCGAGAUAGGCAGAAGCAAGCGAAACGUACUACAGUACUUGUCAAACAAGAAGAUGAAAUCUUAAAGAUUCGCCGUACACGAGUUCCUGCUGACCUUUUAUAUAAAGCUGAACAGUUCUGUCAUCUGGCGCAUGUUUUCUCGGGAGAUUGGGAUAAAGUUCAUUUUGAUCGUGUUUCAUUAGCUCCUGAUAAUGCUAAAGAGGAAAAAAUGGCAAAAAUAUUACGGCAGAGCAUUCAUGAAGAUUUGGAUCCAGAAGAAGCGAUUAAAAAUCAUCUCUUACACUUCAACAAUUAUUUCGAUGAUUCAUGCUCUGACCAGCAGUCAAUGUCUGUCCCUUGUGGUAGCGAUGCACUAGACGCACAUACUGAUGACGAUUUAUUUAGCGAUAUUGGCACUCACGAUAACGAUGAUUGCGAGACUAUUCUGGAACCCGUGAAUGAUAUGUCUCUAAUAAAAUCUGCUCCAAACUUUUUGUCUGAAGCUGAUUCUGGAGCUGAAGAAGCGGAGAUUUUUGGUGUAAAGUAUUCCGUGAGACAACGACGCAUCAACGCACCUGCUGUAAAACGAGCGAUUGGUAACAUUUUAUCAAAUGCAAAACUUGAUGCUGAUGCGCUAAAUGCAGAAAUAAUAAUCGCUCGAGAACAAGGGGCCAGUGUUUUGGAAGGCAUGAAUGGUUUGAAUAUAGUAGGAGAGGACAGUAAUUCAAAUUCCUUGUUUGUGAAUAAUGAAGAUAAUCAUAUGGAACUAAAGGGAGAAAAAGAUCAGUUGCAUUUGGAUGAAGUGGAGAAAAUGAAUGACAAUCCAGGUUAUGGAAUGCAGCAUGUUGAGGAAAUCGUGAGAGAUUUUAAAUUAUGUGGACGACACACAUUUUCUUCAGUAUUAGUGCAGCUUCCUUCAUAUUUAGCAGGGCGUACAGCUGAUGAUCUCAGCCCCAUCAAUGCAUUCUCAGUAUUAUUGCAUCUUUGCAAUGAAAAUAAUUUGGAGCUUUUGCAACGCAAAGAUGAUGAUGGUUUAAUUAAGCCAUCAGAAAUGGGUGAUUUCACUAUAGUAUCCGCUGAGAAACGCAGGGUAAAUCGUAAACGUACUGCCUCUCAAUGUCAAUAA